Molecule: messenger RNA, 1191 nt
Organism: Sclerotinia sclerotiorum 1980 UF-70
Lineage: Eukaryota; Fungi; Ascomycota; Leotiomycetes; Helotiales; Sclerotiniaceae
Exons: 2
Coding region: 1-1191 (396 amino acids)
Cellular component (GO): cytoplasm; nucleus
Molecular function (GO): heat shock protein binding
Source: RefSeq, a predicted model, not a curated record
AUGGCUACUCGAAAUGAUGUCGCAGAUGAAACCCCUCCUCGAAUCAAUCCAUACGAAGUUCUCGGUCUUGAGAAAUCUGCCUCUGAAGAUGAGAUCAAACGUGCAUAUCGUAAAUGCGCUUUGAAGCACCACCCCGACAAAGCUCCAGCACAUCUCAAAUCUGAUUCCCAUACCAAAUUCCAAGAAAUCGCUUUCGCAUAUGCCAUCCUCUCCAAUCCAAAUCGUCGCAAACGCUAUGAUCGUACUGGAUCUACCUCUGAAUCUGUCGAUGCUGAUGGCUUCUCCUGGACCGAUUUCUAUUCCGAGCAAUACAAAGAUAUUGUUACUGCCGAUGCCAUUAAUGAAUUUUCCAGUUACUACAAAGGUUCUGUUGAGGAGAAGGAUGAUUUGCUUAAAGCUUAUACCGUGCACGAAGGAAGAUGGGGAAAAAUGUACCAGGUUAUUAUGUUAAGUGACCCAAUUCAGGAUGAAGAGCGAUUCCGCGAGAUUAUCGAGGAAGCAAUCAAGAAGGGUGAAGUUGAGGAAUAUGCUGUCUUUAGACAGGAAACCAAGGCUUCAAAGGCUAAGAGAAUGAGGAAGGCUAGGGAGGAGGAGAAGGAAGCUGCAAAGGCCGCGAAACAGCUAGGUGCUGAUAAAUUAUUGAAGGGAUCUAGUGGAGAUGGAGUGGAAAAAAGUAAGAAGCCAAAGAAACAGGUUCCUGGUCAUAUGGACGAGUUGGCUGCUAUUAUCCAGGCCAGGCAAGCCUCAAGAGGUAGUUUCCUUGAUGCAUUAGAGGCAAAAUAUGCGUCAGGUGGAAAGAAGUCGGCAAAGGAUUCAAGUGGAAUAGAUGAAGAGGAGUUUCAGAGAAUUCAAAACGGUUUAGGCUCGAGUAAGAGUAAAGGCAAAACCAAGGGCAAGGGGAAAAAAAGAGAAGCCGAUUCCGAGGAUGAUAUUGAAGAAGAUAAAAAGCCAGCACCCAAGAAGAAGUUAUCAAGGGGUAAGAAGAGAGAACCUGUGGUGGAGGAAGAAGUUGAAGAUGAAGAUGAAGAUAUAGAAGUGGAUGAUGGUGGUGAUGAUUAUCAAGCAGAAGAAGCAGAGGAAGAUGAAGAAGAGAUCGAGGUCGAGGACGAGGACGAGAAACUAGCUCCGAAAAAGAGAGCGAAGAAGCUAGCUACUCGGCAAUCUAAGCGCACUAGGACUGCUCGGGCAUGA